CAACAGGUAGGCCUACUCGUCCAGCUGACACAAUGGUGUUUGCGUCAAUCAAAAAUUUCUUUCGCACAAUAUAUCUUCUUGUUAUGGACUUGUACCACUUUCCCGAAGUUCGUAAUAUGGUCAAAUCAGUGGUGCUCGGUUGGAGACAAGCAGGAAAGAGGAUAAAGUUGACAGACAGCGAGGGGAAUAGCUUCAGUGCAGUCGUCGUUAAGGGAAUUCACCUACCGCCGUUUCCUCUUGUAGAAAGUAACAUAAACAAUUAUGACAAGUUUCACGCUCGUGAGGAUGAUGUUUGGAUAGUUAACUGGCCUAAAUCAGGAACACAUUGGGUGUACGAAGUGGUCAAACUCCUCAUGACGGAUCGGGAAGAACUCACUGACACUGUUAAAGAAGGCACCAUGUUCCCGGAGGCGUGCGCUGUGGAGUCCCUGGAAAAACUGCCGUCGCCAAGGGUUUUAGAUACACAUGUGCCGCUGAAGCUGUUUCCAGAAGAAGCAUUGAAGAAAUCUAAGAUUAUCUACACACUACGGAAUCCGAAGGACGCCUUCGUGUCUGGAUAUUAUCAUGUGAAAAACAACGUAGGGUCGGGGUAUGAUGGAACUUGGAAUGGGUGCUUCGACUUAACUAUAGACGAAAAUACAUGUGUGUACGGAUCUUGGUUCGACCAUGUUGCGGAUUGGAUGGAAGUUUUAGAAAAUAACCCCAAUGCUUUGGUGGUCAAAUAUGAAGACAUGCAACGGAACCUGAAGAAAGAGGUACGCCGCAUUGCAGAAUUUCUGGGGUAUCCCAAAUCCGAAGAGAUCUAUGAAAAUGUGACUAAAAAGUGCUCUUUUGGGCACAUGAAGAAAGCAAAAAAAGAGGUGAAAUCUUUCUGGAAGCCAGGAGGCAGCAUGUACAGAAAAGGUAUUGUUGGUGACUGGAAGAACCAUUUCACUGUAGCGCAAAACGAAAAAUUUAAUGCCAUCUUCAACGAGAAGCGAAAUAAACUUAGAGUGAGCGUUGACUUUGAGCUUUGAAGAAUGUAUUUGGGCCAAUAAUUUACCAGUAUAGGUCAAUGGCACGUUUUCAUAAUUGUUCAUCUAAGGGUUUUAAGAUGUUUUCUACAAUACUUUUGCACCAAAUCUAAUUUUAGUCGAGAAAAAAGUGUUUUUCUCUUAUGAACUUACGGGCCAUUGCUUGAGCCAGUCAGAUGUUUAUGCCAAUUCGUAUUCAAUAAUUAUCCAUUUUAGAAAGAUAAAUCGGCAUCGCUUACUUUUUGCCUACUAAUUUACAUGUAGCUUGGGGCAAAUAGGCGGUUUUGCAGGGUAUUUAUACUUAAAUGUGAUUUUGGGACAUUUUAAAAUGCGUAUAGUAUACCUUUAAAUUGUGAUCUUACAAAACCACUCCGAGAACCAUGUUUCUGUGAAAUAGGUAUUGAAAACGUGGAAUAUAGAGCUUUAUCGCAUGUGUUGCUGUUUUUAGAAUAAAUCAUCAUUUACAUAAAUUAUUAUAAAAUUCUACACGAGCUCCAAAACUUCCCACGUUAAGAACGAGUCUAAGACCCCAUUCCCAGAGAUUAGAUCGAUCCAAACUAGAUCGACCUAACUCCCUGGGGU
This is a messenger RNA of Lingula anatina, 1595 nucleotides long. RefSeq names its product sulfotransferase 1B1. The record is from RefSeq and is a predicted model, not a curated record. Gene Ontology annotation, molecular function: sulfotransferase activity. Lineage: Eukaryota; Metazoa; Brachiopoda; Lingulata; Lingulida; Lingulidae.